This is a messenger RNA of Saccostrea echinata, 8620 nucleotides long. RefSeq lists its product as uncharacterized. Bases 20 to 8296 code for a protein of 2758 amino acids. Gene Ontology annotation, molecular function: chitin binding. Lineage: Eukaryota; Metazoa; Mollusca; Bivalvia; Ostreida; Ostreidae. Gene Ontology annotation, cellular component: extracellular region. The record is from RefSeq and is a predicted model, not a curated record. The transcript is spliced from 20 exons.
UUGCAGUGGUUCCUGAAGCAUGCGUUUGCCGAUAUUACUGGCACUUCUGGGCCUCUUCGUCCAUAAUGCCUAUCUACAGUCGUUGAAUUGUUAUGUCCCAGCCGACAUCAUGAUCUUAUUGGACGGCUCCGACUCCAUUCAGGACCGUGAUUGGAUCAAAAUGAAGGAGUUCGUCAAACUUCUUAUCGAUAAUUUCGAUAUCGCCCGAGACGCCAUACACCUCGGUAUGGUGGUCUACAGCUCUAGAAUCGGAGAUCAUAUCGGGCUGAACUCAUUUAAGGACAAAAACAUGCUUAAGCUUCUAGCAGGUGCUUUGAAUCACCCCAAAGCAAGCACCAACACAGCGAAAGGAAUAGAGUAUGUGAGAGAGAAGUUCAAGAUGGAUGGAAGAGACAAUGUUCCAAAAAUAGCUAUUGUCAUCACGGACGGAAGUUCAGACAAUCCUAGGGCUACCAAGCUCCAGGCUAACGCAGCUAAGAACGAGGGAAUCAAGGUUCUAGCGGUGGGGGUUGGAGGGCACAUGUUUAAAGACGAAUUGAGGAACAUUGCGUCCAAACCCAGUAAAAUGUUCACAUCUCCUACGUUUGGAACCUUGAUAACUCUAGUUACAGAGAUUAGGAAUAUGGUCUGUCAAGUUAUUACCACUACGACCACCACUACGACAACUCCAAAGAUUCCGACAAUGGCACCUAUCUAUGUUCCACCUCCAAAAGAUCUGAUCUGCAAUGUUCCUGGGGAUAUUGUUUUCCUUAUGGACGGAAGUGACAGUAUCAGUGAUGCCGAUUUCAUGCGCCAGAAAGCCUUUGUUGCCAACAUGGUGGACAAUUUUGAAAUCAGUCCAGAAGCAAUUCAUGUCGGCAUGGUGGUAUUCUCCACUAUGAUUGGAGACGUUGUAGGGCUCCAACCUGCAAAGGGUAAAUCCCUCCUCAAAAUUCUUGCGAAGAGUUUGAAACAUCCCAAAAUAGGCACCAACACAGCAAAGGGUAUACAGAGAGUUAGAAAGAUGAUGGCAGAGGAAGGAAGACAGUUUGCGCCCAAACUAGCAGUUGUCAUUACUGAUGGUCGGUCGACAAGGCCACAAGAGACUAUUAGAGAGGCAAAUCUAGCCAAGGCUGAAGGAAUAACUAUGAUUGCCAUUGGUGUAGGAACAGAGAUAUUCCAGGGUGAAUUGAGGCAGUUGGCGUCUUCUCCACAGCAGAUGUUUGAAGUCAGAGAUUUCAGUAGACUGGGCCAAAUCAUAAAUACCAUGAGAGAUCUAAUCUGUCAAGAGAUAAAGACUACUACAACCACUACCACCACAACAGAGAUGCCGACACCGCCACCGUCCACGGUGCCACCACCUGAGGGUCUUAUAUGUAAUGUUCCCGCGGAUAUUGGUAUUCUAUUGGAUGGCUCCGACAGCAUUGAUGACCGUGGAUGGACCAAAGAGAAGAACUUUGCUGCUAACUUGAUUAACAACCUUGACAUUGGCCCUGAUACAAUCCAUGCCAGUGUGGUAGUAUACAGCACAUUGAUUGGUCAAACUAUUCCCUUUAUACCUUUCAAACCGAAAACCUUGCUAACAAUUCUUGCCAGAAACCUGAAACAACCAAAAGUUGGUACUAACACUGCAAAGGGUAUUCAAAAAAUGAGAGAGUACUUCCGCACGCAAGGUCGGCCUAAUGCCCCAAAAGUCAUGGUCAUUGUAACAGAUGGUCGAUCCACUAGACCCAGUGCAACAAUAAUGGAAGCAGAACAAGCCAAGCGAGAGGGAAUCAUCGUUAUUGCAGUUGGUGUUGGCACUCAGAUCUUCAGAGAUGAACUGCGACAAAUCGCCACUAACGAAAGGAAGCUGUUUGAAGUGUCCGACUUUGCUGCCUUGCAACAAAUAAUCAUCGCCAUUAGAGAUUUAAUUUGUCAAGUUAUUACAACCACCCCGCCUAUGCCGACGACCACCCCACAACCUACCACCACCACUCUGGAACCAAUUCCCGGCUGUGAUGUUCCAGCUGAAAUCAUGUUCAUGCUACAAGGUUCACAGGGCUUGAACGGACAAAGCUGGUCAGAGAGCAAGGACUUCCUCAGCACAAUGGUCAACAACAUGUACGUCAGUCCCAGCGCGCACCAUUACGGUAUGAUCGUAUACGGUAGUGGAAUUGGAGACCACGUGGGUCUUCAGCCUUAUAAAGACAAGUUCUCCUUACAGAACUACUUCAACUCUCUGAUGAAACCAGCGACACCUGGUUCCAAUGUAGCCGAAGCUUUGAAGAAAAUGCGAGAAAUGUUCCGAGAACAAGGUCGACCGUCAGCUCCGAAGAUUGGAGUUAUGAUAACAAACGAACCGACGUCAUCCCCACGACUCUCAAUGGCUGAAACAGAUCUUGCCAAAACAGAAGGCGUCAAACUCUUUACAGUUGGAGUUGGGAACUUAGUGGACAGAAAUGAGUUGUUGAAUACAGCCACUAGUGAAAGACAUGUUCUCCUUACACCAAACACAAGGAGUUUGGAGUCUAUUCUGCCAAAUCUUCGUCACUUGAUAUGCGAAGAAAUCCAAACACCAGUCACUCCACGCCCCCCACAUCCGUCUCACAACUUUACAAGUUUGUGUGCCGGUUGCCUGUAUGACAAGGGAACAGGAUAUAACUUCUUCCCCGGUGACUGCAGUAAAUUCGUCCAGUGUUGGGAGGAUAAUGGCUACGUUCACGGUGUUGUGAAGGAUUGUCCAUUUGGAGAGUUCUGGAAACAAGAUGAAUUGAAGUGUAAACAAUCAAUACAUGUCCAUUGUAACAUGGAUCCCUGCUUACAUGCUCCCAACGGAUUCACUUACGGGAUGGACAGCAGUGGAUGUCGUGCAAAUUGGGUUUGUGUCAAUAGUCACAGUAUUGGGUCAUGUUGUGCCCCUGGAACUCACUACGUGGAGGGAAUGGGAUGUAUGAGAGGUCUAGCAUGUAACAAACCUUGUCCUCUGGGUGGUGGAAAGAUUUUUACACCUUGCAAGAAACAACCGCAUUGGGACAGAAGGUUCUACAUGGAUGAUGUUCCACAGCAGAAAAUCGUACGUCACUGUGCGCCAGGAACAAUAUUCAGCAAAGAGUACUGCACAUGUAUUCCUGAUAUGGAGGGUUUAAUACCAGUGCUGCCUGGAGAUCAGUGUAAAGCGUCAGCAUAUCUUCCAUUUGACGUGGAUUUGAAAGAUAAAUCGGGAUCAAACACAGCAGUAAUGGCUAGGAAAGUGACUGUCACGCCGUAUGGUAGCGCUCAUUUUACCGGAAAUAGUGCUUUAACCUUGUACAAGUACGCAGAUGCUACUCUGAGUGACAAGCUUCUAAUCAGCUUCAAGUUCAAAUUUGAUCGAUGGCCGGACAGUUUAGACCAUGCAGGUAGGGUAGUACAUCUGGAGAAAGGUGAGACACACUGGAGAUUUGACAUACAGAGCAAGACAUGGACACGUAACAUAACCAUUGGCGGAGGAUGGGAUGCUCAGAGACUAAUGCGCAUGUUUCGGAAGCUGAUGGGUUCCACAACAGCACAGCAGAUGAAUUUGCAUAUGAUAGAAAUUGCUAAUUCUCCUGACUUCAAAGCCUUGCUACACCAUUUAGGAUUUAUGCCUGAUGCAACCAAUGCUCUUCAAAUCCUCCGCAUUUUAUUUUCUGGAGAAGGCUCUGGUUUGAUCAGUCAGAUAAUACAGAGAAUUGGUCAUGUCCAUGGCUCUACAGAAAUCAGAAGGUUGUUGUAUAAUCUUCUUCGUAUUGAGGGAAUGAACAAGUGGAUAAGAGAUCAUACCGGAAACAAUCAUAAACAUGUUUUGGUCAACUGGCAGCGAUUCCUGAAUUCACUUAAUCUCAACGACAAAGACUGGAACAAAGGCAAGAUCCAUGGAUUUAAUGUCAACCACAACAUGGGAAAACUUAUUGCAGAUCUCUGGAGAAUAUUCGUUAACGAAAGAGGCAUGAACACAAGGGAUUGGAGGGACCUCCUCAAAAUUACCUUUGCCCCUGAUAAACACAGCCACUUGGGAAUAGAGUUUAUGAAUGAAAUUGAAGGAGUGCUUGGUCGAAACAAAACAAUAAAAGAUCUAUGGUUUGACUUUUUGAAAGGAAGAGGUGUUAGCGUUUCCAUUUUUGGAAAUUAUAGCGGGAGCAGUGGGGAAGGUCAUAAGCAUAACAAAAAACACCAGCACUUCCUCCAGUACAUAGAAGAUUUAGUACGAAGUGGAAAAGGUGGGAAAAUGUUGAACUACAUAUUGGGUGGAGGAAAAGUGCAGACCGACCACGGAGGCUUUACCCAUCAAGGUCUUGGAAACAUUGCAGAUAUCUGGAGGGAAUACGUUACAGAAGCUAGACUAGACCAGGACAGUUCCAUGUAUCCGCAUCUUACAUGGACUCGCACUGGUGGAGGAACUGGUGGACAGAGAACGGAUAUAUUUAUUGAUGAACUUAGAAAUGUUUUGGGCAAUGAUACUAUACGUAGCCAUUUCCUUGACUUCAUGCGAAAAUAUGAUAUCAACAUAGUGGGUACGAGUAAUGGAUGGAAGCUUGAACGUGGUGGCCCCACAAAUGAUGUGGGUGCUUGGUUAUAUUGGCUUUUCACCCAGACUGGAAAAACAAAAGAUGGAUCUGGAACAAACACAUCCACUUUCUGGCCCUGGUUAACUGUAGAAGGGUUAGAAGGAUUGGAUAUAAGCCUGGUAUAUGAAUGGAUAUUUGGUCCAGGUGGGUGGAAUAAUGGUGGGCGUAUAGGAAUAACCACUAACGGUAUAACCACUCUAGCGGAACUAUGGAAGCUAUAUAUGGCAGAAAAUCCAUUAGAUAGAAAUAAGUGGGGUAAUAAACUGAUCUGGACAUUGCGUAGUGGUAACAAUGGCUACAGAGAUAAUUAUUUGUUACUUAGAGAAAUGAGACACAUUUUAUCUAACCAAGGCAUGCUUAGAAGGUGGCAAGAAUUCUUAAAAACACAUAACUACAAUAUAGUACUUAAUAAUAACGGUUGGGAUGUAAUUAAAGGCGGGUCGCGCAAUGACCUUGCCGCGUUCAUUACAUGGCUUUUCGUAGUGGUAGAUGAAAUGGAGAGCUCGUCAUUAGGCACAGACUUUGACUGGAUAUUUGGAAACGACUGGAAAACGGGAAUUACAAGUACUGGUAUUCAGAUUCUCGCUCAACUGUGGACAACGUUUAUGAGGGAAACAAAUAUCGAUAAAAACGCGUGGGGGAAUGUACUCUUCUGGACACUUCGAACAAACACCGGUAAACCAGGACUACAGGACUAUAUUUUACUCCUUCGAGAAAUGCGGCACAUUCUUGGUGAUGACUAUUUCAGACAGCAGUGGUUGGAGUUCCUUGCGAGACACACAUACAAUAUUGUAUUAACACACAAUGGCUGGGAUGUAGUCAAAGGUGGAUCUCAGAACAAUAUCGCCGAAUUUAUUUUCUGGCUUUUUGCCACUGUAGACGAAAUUGAAGCUUCUGCUCCUGGAACCGACUUCAGCUGGAUAAUAAGUAUUUCAGGAUCAAACAAUUUAAGAAUAAGUAUUACUCAAAACGGACUCCAUGGCUUGAUGAAUCUGUGGGAUAUGUUCAUUGCAGAAUCAAACUUGGACAGAAAUUCAUGGGGAAGCGUUCUGUUCUGGACUUUACGUGCUCCAACAGACACUGUUCAGAACCAGCAUUAUAUUUUGCUUUUGAAAGAAAUGAGACAUGCAUUAGCCGAUAAUACAAUGAGAAGCAGGUGGCUUCAGUUCCUCUCAAAACAUAACUACAACAUUGUAUUAGUGAGAGAAGGGUGGGACAUUGUAAAAGGUGGAUCUAUAAACGACGCAUCGGCCUUCAUCUUCUGGUUAUUUAACAUUGUAGACAGUAUUGAGAAUUCAUCUAUCAGUGAUAUUGAUUGGAUUUUCACUCAAGGAAAACAGAGUUGGGAUCGAUUCAACGGAAGGGGAUUUACGAUUUCGGGGUUGCAAAAACUAGUGGUUCUGUGGGAACAGUUUCUGUCACAUAUCCACAUCGAUACGUCUUUGUUUGGGAAUAUCAUGCAAUGGACGAACAGGAAGAAGACAACCGGUGAAGUUACCCAUCAAGACUACCUUCUCUUUUUCCGGGAAAUGAGACACCUACUGGACAACGAGAUGAUUAGAAAUCAAUUUAUCGAUUUCAUGGCCAAUAGCGGAUAUAACAUCGUUCUUACAACCGUGGGAUGGGAAGUGGAGCUUGGAGGAACACGAAACGACAUUGCUGGUUUUAUCUAUUGGCUUGUUACGACUGUUGACGUCAUCGAGUCGUCGGUACCAGGAACGAUAAUCGAGUGGCUGUUCAUCACAGAUGUUACGUCGUAUAUCGGUACGUCAUCAAAAAAUAAGUUUGCUCUUAAUGGUAUAAGGUCCCUUGCAAAGUUAUGGGAAAUAUUUCUCGCGCAAAAUAAAAUCAUUUCACAGAAGUGGGGUAAAGAUUUACUUUGGACUCUGCGAAAUGUCAAAGGCGCUGACAAAGUUAAUUUUGUUUUACUAUUGCAAGAAAUGCGAAAUAUCCUCAUUAAAGGCGAUUUUAAAAAUAAAUGGAAAAAGCUUCUAACAGCGCGUAAGUGCAAUGUUGCCUCCACAUUAAAUGGAUGGGAUUGUUAUUGUGGUGCUAACAUCAAAAGAGACGAUACAGACGCUUUUCUUUAUUGGCUAUUCAAAUCUUUUAGUACAAAAGAGUGGCAUCACUCGACGCGAUUGAAACUGAACAGUCGCAUUCCUUUUGCUCCAAGUGGAAUCAGAGCAUUGGCACGAUUUUGGCGCUGGUUUGUUUCGCGAAAAAGUGUUCGCAAAAGGGGCUGGCAGAAAAAGCGAUGCUGGAGUAAAAAAAGAAAUAUCAACUAUUUAUCUCUUAUUAAAGAGAUGCGCAGCAUUUUAGGCAUUACUAGUGUGCGUCGUUCUUGGCUCCGCUGCAUGAAAAGUUACAGCCGUCAUGUUGUACUGACAACAGAAGGAUGGGAUGUAUUAAGUCAGGGCUAUGCCAAUGACAAUAAAUUGUGGGUCUAUUGGCUCUUUUCUGCAUAUGAUGAGCUGAUAUCAACAUCAACAAAAGCCCAGUAUAAUUGGUGGUUCGCAGGUAUAGGGAACUAUUCAGACUGGAGGGCUGUAGACACACCCACUGGAGGUCACAGGGAACUUCCCUUUGGCCCGGUAGUGAGGAAAUACUACUGGGACUUUGACGACGAGGGCUGGCACAGACGUCUGUUCACUGGUUAUCCGUCAGGCUGGUUCGGUUUAAAAUACGGUUUCACAAAAUAUGGACGUAAGCAUAUAAUGAAUUUAUGGAGAAGGUUUAUUUCUCAGUUGAAGUUACAAAAAUUCUCAUGGAAGGACAAACUUGUUUGGUCCGACCGUGAGGACUUUUCUGAAUCAGUUUCGGAAUACAUGGAUUUUAUCACAGAAAUGCAAAGUCUACUAUUCAAUACUUCUUGUAAAGAAGAUUGGUUAAAAUUUUUAAACAAUCAAAAAAUCCGCCUGUCGUUAACGGAGAAUGGAUGGGACGUCAAUGAUGACGAUCAUGACGCCGACAACAGUGAAUGGGUCAGGUGGCUGCUUCUAUUUCCUAUUGCUGGCUCAGGUUCAUCUUGGAUAGGGGGAACUUCCAGCGCCUCUUCGUCAGGAGGCAUCAGUGGUCACCAUGUGAACUCGGCUUUUGGCGAGGGCUGGUCUAAUAUACUCUUUGGCGGUCCUUCCGGUUCUCAUUCAGGCGGAAGUUCGGGUGGUUCAUCCACCGAGUCUUUAGACUCUAUUUUGAAAAGUCUCUCUACUGGUUUCGCAGGUGGCUCUGGUACAAGUUCCAUGCAGGACAGUCUAGAUUACUACGGAGGAGGAUACGGCAUGGGGGAUAUGCUUGGUUUAAUGGCUGCGGACGAAUUGAUGAGGAAGAAACGAUCUACCGAUAAUGUACGACAAAAACGUCAGGCGCACUCAUCUUUCCACUAUCAGUCAUUGGUUGGCAAUUGUUAUGGUAACAACCCUUCAAUAGAUAUUGCAGCCAAUGAACAAAAUGUAAAAAUGACAUUGGUAACUGAAGGCAGCAGUCAGCCAGGGGAACUUAUCCUGCCAAUAGUCAAGGGGUGGAAUGAAGUUACUCUAGUGUACAAUGGAAGAGAUAUGCAUGCAAUGGUCAAUAACUGGCAGGGAGAAAAGAAGACAUCUAUACCAAUGAGAGGAAAUAUUCAGUCCAGACCAGAAGGAAUUUCGCUGGGUUCCUGUCCAAAAUAUGAUGGUCUCAAAGGAAAAAUAGAUGACUUUGUGUUUUAUGAGUGCAUUCCAUUGGCUAUACAGAACAAGAUUGGACAGUUGUAGCCGUGGCGUGUGUGAAAACUUUUUUUAAAAUUCCUCUCCCUCCCUUUGACAACAAGAGGAAUGUUUACAUCUUUCAUCAUUAUUCAUCUUCAUGGGAUGUGCAGUUAACAUGGACUGAGGAAUUCUAUCCGACAGAACAAUGUAAUAGUACCAUAUUCUGGGGUUCCCGAAAACCUGUUAUUAACAACUUUGACAAAAGAGUUUGUCUCAUUAACAACAUACGUACCUAAACAGAACAAAUAAAAUCAUUCGUUACAAGUAUGGUGCUCUAGUCCCAAACUAAGAGAAACUGUUGUGUAAAAUAAAUCAUAUUUACUGAGGAAA